AUGGUGUUGUCAGUCGUAUUCCUCAUUUACACGGGGAGGCGUUCACAUCAGCUCAGCAAAUCCGGUGGACCACCCCCUAAUCAAUCCCAAAUUUCCCCUAUCGACUUGGAUUUGAAAGUGACGAUGGAAAAUUGCAAGACUGUGCGGAAAUUCUGGGCAACGAAGCCAGCAAGCCAGCAAGCGGGUCUGUUUUGCAAGAGCUGGCUCCCGGUUUAUAAUACCAUACCCCUCAACGCGACCGACGCUCACACUGCCAACACUACACCCACUCGGCACUCUACCGAUGAUGCCGCGGGAUCGGGGUGGGGUGGUCGACGGCAGGCUGAAGUUUAUGGAACGAAGAAUGUGCGAGUUAUCGACGCGUCUGUGAUGCCGUAUCAGGUCGGUGGACAUUUGACUAGCACGCUCUGUGCGAUUGCGAAGCGGGCGGUGGAGUCUAUUAAACAAGGAUACAUAUUUCGAACUGCGGAAGAGAUAGGAAAUGCUGAGGCAAUGGAGAUCCAGCAGUUGACACAACAGUCAAUCCUGAGGGGAUGA
Molecule: messenger RNA, 537 nt
Organism: Paracoccidioides brasiliensis Pb18
Exons: 4
Coding region: 1-537 (178 amino acids)
Molecular function (GO): oxidoreductase activity, acting on CH-OH group of donors
Source: RefSeq, a predicted model, not a curated record